Messenger RNA from Papaver somniferum (opium poppy), 2072 nucleotides. Its product is annotated as protein FATTY ACID EXPORT 3, chloroplastic-like. The coding region runs from base 740 to 1678 and encodes 312 amino acids. The transcript has 6 exons. NCBI's taxonomy places the organism in Eukaryota, Viridiplantae, Streptophyta, Magnoliopsida, Ranunculales, Papaveraceae. Gene Ontology annotation, cellular component: membrane. The record is from RefSeq and is a predicted model, not a curated record.
GAAAAAGCAAUGGCAUAUUUUCAUUACGUCCCUUGUCCAGUUAGUUAGUGCUUAAUUCGUCUUUCAUAAUCGUACUAUAUAGUUGCUAUCUCUAUAUAAAUAUAUAAGCUGCACGGAUAAAUAUAUAGGCUGCACGGAUAGCUGCUGCGAACCAAAUUAAAGAAUAGAGAGAGGCUCAGCCAUUUUAUGAGAUUAAGAACAUUUUUAAUGCAAAGAAUCAAAAGAAACCAAGAAACCAAGACUGGUAGUAAAGAUUCAUGAGAGUCGGAGAAGACUUUUGAUGUGAAAAAGUCUGAUCACUGAGUUAACUCAGUGUUUCCCGAUUUUUCUACUCGAUUCAGUCACUCCGAUUUGAUACUCUCCAUAUGAUUUGGUGAGAAUGCAGUAGUAGUGCACCAUGUCACUGAGUUUGGUCGACAUGGGCUUUACUGUUGUAUGAGUUUGGUGCAUCGAUAGUAUGAUGUCUUUUUAUCAACACUAAAAUCUUUGCUAAAAGUACUACUGAAAAUGAUAUCUACCCACCUAGAAAAGUUCGCCCUUUUCUCGCAUCUCUCUGGAUUCUCUAUUCUCAUUUCUCUCAUUUUUCUGUUGAAUUCUUCUAAGACUUCUUCCAUAGACUGUUUCUUAAAACUUUUGAACCCUAAUUCUCAUCCUAGAACCCUUACGUCUUUCAGUAAAACCCUUAAAUCUCCUCCGUGUUUCUUCUGUAAUAAACCCUUUGUUUUUACAGAAAGAUUUCAUGGCUUUAUCACAAUCUCCUUCCUUUUCAUCCCUUCGACUAGAACUUCCUCUUCGUCCUCACAGUCCACGAGUCUCUGCUUUCACUCGAUGUGUUUCUACAAGAGGAUUUGGAGCUCAUUUUCUAUCACUAAAACAUCAAAGAAGUACCAGAAGAACUCCGUUGGUUGUGUCAUUUGCUGCUUCUCAUGAAGAUUCGAAGCCCUCAGAAAUUGAAGUUGAAAAGACAGAAAGUGAGCUUGAAGCAGGAGCUGAAGAAUCACAAGAAGCAUGGAAAAAGGCGUUGGAAUCAUUCAAAGAACAGACAAUGAAAAUGCAAGAGAUGUCUCAAGAAGCCUAUGAGGUGUACUAUAAGAAAGCUGUGGUGAUCUUGAAGGAGACUUCAGAACAGUUAAAAAUUCAAGCGGAGAAAGCGAGUCAGGAUUUGAGUGUAAUAGCCAAGGAGAUUAGGGAGGAGGGUAAAGAAUAUCUUUCAACGGCUGCAGAAAAUUCUCCCGAGGAGGUGAAAGACAUUGUGGAAACUUUUGCUUCUUCAAAAGAUGACCUGAAAGAGGCCUCCAAAGUUCGUGAUUUCUAUGUUGGAAUUCCUUAUGGUGCUCUCCUUUCUGUAUGCGGUUUCCUUUCAUUCAUGGUUACAGGAAACCUUUCCGGCAUUAGGUUUGGUGUUAUCCUAGGUGGUUCUCUUUUGGCUUUAAGUAUAUCAAGUCUAAGAUCAUGGAAAAGAGGCGAGUCAUCUGACAUGGCUUUGAAAGGCCAAGCAGCUAUUGCUGCUAUAAUCUUCCUGAGGGACAUGCGAUUGCUUUCUCAGAGGCCUUCACUUCCAUGUUCUCUUACGACUUUCAUCAGUGGUUCCAUGGUAGUUUUCUAUCUAUAUAGGAUCAUAGUAGAUAGAGAUCAGAAGAAGGCUCCAGACUCAGAGCCCGACAUCUCUAAUCAGUAGAUAGAGAUCAUUGUUUAGGUACUCGAUGACAGUUCGUACAUUAAACGAGAAGCCAUACAAUGCAAGGCUGAUAAUAGUUAAUGGAGGAUGUCCGGUCAUAUUACUUUUGUUUGCUCAGUCGUGACUUUUUCUUCAUCUUAUUUUUGUUACGUCAGUCUUUUGUAGUUCAUGUUUGGCUCAAAAGUUGUAAGAAUAUUUCUGUUUCAAGUUAUACUAUUCUUAGCAAGGUUGCUUUGGUGAUUCAGGACCCUUCAGCUGCAUUGAUUGUUAUCAAGUUUUGUGUUUCAAUUCGACAUUGUGGUUUUCCGUUUUGGUUAAACAUACUUGCAUCACCAGAACUUGUAAACAAUAGGGAAGUGAUAUUGUUCUUUAAUAAGAAAGUUCUUAUGUUAAG